This is a messenger RNA of Nycticebus coucang (slow loris), 975 nucleotides long. RefSeq names its product olfactory receptor 8B4. Gene Ontology annotation, cellular component: membrane. The transcript has a single exon. Lineage: Eukaryota; Metazoa; Chordata; Mammalia; Primates; Lorisidae. Gene Ontology annotation, biological process: sensory perception of smell; G protein-coupled receptor signaling pathway. The coding region runs from base 17 to 946 and encodes 309 amino acids. Gene Ontology annotation, molecular function: olfactory receptor activity; odorant binding; G protein-coupled receptor activity. The record is from RefSeq and is a predicted model, not a curated record.
AACUCACCAGAAGAGAAUGACUCCGAGAAACAGCUCCUCAGUGACUGAGUUUAUCCUUGUGGGAUUAACAGAACAAUCGGAGCUCCAGCUCCCCCUCUUCCUCUUGUUCUUAGGGCUCUAUGUAUUCACGGUGGUGGGCAACUUGGGCUUGAUCACCUUAAUUGGGCUGAAUUCUAGCCUUCACACCCCCAUGUAUUUUUUCCUCUCCAACUUGUCCUUUAUAGAUCUCUCUUAUUCCUGCGUGUUUACCCCCAAAAUGCUGAGCGAUUUUCUGUCAAAAAGCAUCAUCUCUUAUGUGGGAUGCAUGACCCAGCUAUUUUUCUUCUGUUUCUUUGUCAAUUCUGAGUGCUACGUGUUGGUAUCGAUGGCCUACGAUCGCUAUGUGGCUAUCUGCAACCCUCUGCUGUACUCGGUCACCAUGUCACCCAGGGUCUGCUCUCUGCUCAUGCUUGGCUCAUAUGUGAUAGGGUUGGCCGGGGCCAUGGCCCACACUGGAAGCAUGCUGAGACUGACCUUCUGUGAUUCCAACACCCUUGACCACUACCUGUGUGAAGUUCUCCCCCUCUUGCGGCUGUCCUGCACCAGCACCCGUGUCAAUGAGCUGGUGUUUUUCAUUGUCGUUGGGGUGAUCAUCACAGUAUCCAGCAUCAGCAUUUUUGUCUCUUAUGCUUUGAUACUCUCCAACAUCCUCCGCAUGCCUUCCGCUGAGAACAGAUCCAAAGCCUUCAGCACGUGCGGCUCCCACGUAAUUACCGUUGCUCUGUUUUUUGGGUCAGGUGCAUUCACUUAUUUGACAACUUCUCUUCCUGGCUCUGUGGACCAGGGCAGAUUUGCCUCAGUCUUUUACACCAACGUGGUUCCCAUGCUUAACCCUUUGAUCUACAGUUUGAGGAAUAAGGAUGUUAAACUUGCCCUGGGUAAAACCCUGAAGAAAGUGCUUUUCUGAUGGAUCUCUGCGUCAUCUGUGGUUAAUUG